AUGACAGGGCCAGACCAACAUGCCCACCACUGGGAGGAGCCUGAUCAUGAUCCUUCACCCAACAGGGACUUACCUGCUUCUUUAUCUUCCAACUCUACGUAUGCCACAACCACUGAUACACCACCAUUAAUGCCCUCUGUUCCUCCAGAUGCCACCAAUGCCACACCCAGCCUCCCUGUCUCUGCUCCUUCAGACACCACAGCCAAAGAUCCACCCAGGUUCAAGUUGGCCACUCCUUCAGAUGCCACCAUCAGCCUGGUGAACGGCAGGAACCGCUGCGAGGGUCGUGUGGAGAUUUCACACUCUGGGGGCCGGGGCACCGUCUGUGACAAUGGCUGGGACCAGAGAGAUGCCCAGGUGGUGUGCAGGCAGCUGGGAUGUGGUGCUGCUGUUUCUGCAACAUCAGGUGCCUCCUUUGGACAAGGCAGUGGCAGCAUCUACCUGGACUACGUGAGCUGUGCGGGCUGGGAGUCAUCCAUCUUCCAGUGCAGCCACCGUGGCUGGGGCGUCCACAAGUGUGGCCACAGUGAAGAUGCUGGUGUUGUGUGCUCAGAAGCCAGGAAAAGCAAUUCAAUACAGCCGGACUGGCAAUUGUGGUGGCCUGAAAUUCAUUCCAAGGCCCUGGCAAUAGGAUGUGCCUUCAUGAUAAAAUCCUUUCCCAAGUUUUCCAUAACUCCUUCUUUUCCAGAUGUCUCCACCAUCAGCCUGGUGAACGGCAGGAACCGCUGCGAGGGUCGUGUGGAGAUUUCACACUCUGGGGGCCGGGGCACCGUCUGCGACAAUGGCUGGGACCAGAGCGAUGCCCAGGUUGUGUGCAGGCAGCUGGGAUGUGGUGCUGCUGUUUCUGCAACAUCAGGUGCCUCCUUUGGACAAGGCAGUGGCAGCAUCUACCUGGACGAUGUGAACUGCACAGGCUGGGAGUUGUCCCUCUUCCAGUGUGGCCACCAUGGCUGGGGCCUCCACAAGUGUGGCCACAGUGAAGAUGCUGGUGUUGUGUGCUCAGAAGCUCUUCUCAAGUUUUCCAUACCUCCUUCUUUUCCAGAUGCCUCCACCAUCACCCUGGUGAACGGCAGGAACCGCUGCGAGGGUCGUGUGGAGAUUUCACACUCUGGGGGCCGGGGCACCGUCUGCGACGAUGGCUGGGACCUGAGCGAUGCCCAGGUGGUGUGCAGGCAGCUGGGAUGUGGUGCUGCUGUUUCUGCAACAUCAGGUGCCUCCUUUGGACAAGGCAGUGGCAGCAUCUACCUGGACGAUGUGAACUGCACAGGGUCAGAGUCGUCCCUCUUAAAGUGUGGCCACAACGGCUGGGGCGUCCACAAGUGUGGCCACAGUGAAGAUGCUGGUGUUGUGUGCUCAGCCCUUCUGUGCUUGCCAACCUACAUGAGAGCAGUGGUAGACAGACACUAUCUCCAGUCCCAGGGCUACUCAGUUGGGAGCAUCAGCCUGGCAGACCCUCAAUGUAGACCAAAAAUUACAUCAACUGAGGUUAUAUUCAACAUCCCAUACAGUGGCUGUGGUACAAGUAGACAGGGCAACAACGAAACGAUCACCUACUCCAACGUGAUAAAAGUGCCUGCUCCUGGCAGAGUCAUCAAGAGGCAAAAGGACCUUCACUUGCACAUCAGCUGCAAAAUGCUGCAGAACACCUGGGUUCAAGUCAUGUACAUUGCUGAUGAUGUCAUUGAUGUCAACAAAACCCAGUAUGGCAGAUACGACGUGAGCCUGACGUUCUACAACUCCUCAUCUUUCCAGUGGCCAGUGCAUGACUUCCCAUACUAUGUUGACAUGAAUCAGAAUUUGUUCCUCCAAGCUUCUCUUCACAGCUCUGACCAAAAUCUGACCGUGUUUGUGGACACGUGUGUGGCGUCACCUAAUUCUAGUGAUUUUAGAACACUGGUCUAUGAAUUGACCAAAAGUGGGUGUGCUAGUGAUCCUAGCUACGCUCUCUUCCCUUCGCCGCGCGGUGAUGUCGCUCGGUUUGGGUUUAACGCCUUCUCGUUCGCGAACCGAUUCCCGGCGGUGUUCCUGCGCUGUGAGCUGCUGGUGUGCAGGUACCACGACUACUCCUCCCGCUGCUACCAGGGCUGUGUUAGCAGGUUCAAGAGGAAUGCAGAUUCUUCCCACCAGCAGGUGAAUGUUGUUGUUGGACCCGUGCAGCUUCGGGAAGCUCGCCCUGAGAACAGGAACGUUGCUCCAUAUGUCUACUUGGUGAAUGGAAGGCAUCAAUGUGAAGGUCGUGUUGAGAUCUACUACCGAGGACGGUCGGGGACAGUUUGUGAUGACUUCUGGGACCUCGCAGAUGCCCAGGUUGUGUGCAGGCAGGUGGGAUGUGGCAGGGCCAUUGCAGCUCUAGGAAGUGCCUACUUCGGGCAAGGCUCGGGUGACAUCGUGCUGGACAACGUGAGGUGUGGAGGAAACGAGGUGUCCUUGCUGCGCUGCAAUCACACGGGGUGGAAGAUCCACAACUGUGCCCACUAUGAAGAUGCUUCUGUUGUCUGUUCAGAAGAGUCUGAUUCAACAACAGCAGAGCCAGAAUUUGAACUGACAGCCUCAACACUGGAGCAUGCCAGCGAUGUCCACCUCAGCAGAGAUGACCUCCUCACCAGAGAGGAUCACCUCACCAGAGAUGACCACAUCCACAAGGAUGAUAACCUCAGCAUUGAUGAGCACCUCAGAGGAAACAACUAUGAGAACAGAGGAGAUCACACCAGAAUUACAGUGGAAUCGCUAGCAGGGAUGUCCAUGACAGGGAAGAAGAUCAAGGACACCACCAUUAUAGCAGAGAUGACCACCUCAGCAGAGACGACCACCUCAGCAGGGACGACCGCCAUAGCAAUGUCUGCAAGAGGGGAAGAGAGCUCACCAGGGCCCAGCAUGCGGCUGUCGGGCGGCAGGAACGGCUGCGAGGGCCGCGUGGAGCUGUACGACGGCAGCUCGUGGGGGACGGUGUGUGACGACCAGUGGGACCUGCAGGAUGCCCAGGUGGUGUGCCACCAGCUGGGCUGUGGCCAGCCCGUGGCUGCACUGGACACCGCACACUUUGGCCUGGGCUCCGGCCACAUCUUCCUGGACGACGUGCAGUGCCGCGGGGACGAGCCCUCCCUCCGGAUGUGCCGACACAAUGGCUGGGGCAUGCACAACUGCAUGCACAGUGAGGAUGCCAGUGUCAUCUGUGCAGGGCCCAGCGUGCGGCUGUCGGGCGGCAGGAACGGCUGCGAGGGCCGCGUGGAGCUGUACGACGGCAGCUCGUGGGGGACGGUGUGUGACGACCAGUGGGACCUGCAGGAUGCCCAGGUGGUGUGCCGCCAGCUGGGCUGUGGCCAGCCCAUAGAAGCCCCACAGAACGCUCGCUUUGGCCUGGGCUCCGGCCGCAUCUUCCUGGACGACGUGCAGUGCCGCGGGGACGAGCCCUCCCUCCGGAUGUGCCGGCACAACGGCUGGGGAAUGCACAACUGCGGGCACAUGGAGGAUGCCAGUGUCAUCUGUGCUGGGCCCAGCGUGCGGCUGUCGGGCGGCAGGAACGGCUGCGAGGGCCGCGUGGAGCUGUACGACGGCAGCUCGUGGGGGACGGUGUGUGACGACCAGUGGGACCUGCAGGAUGCCCAGGUGGUGUGCCGCCAGCUGGGCUGUGGCCAGCCCAUAGAAGCCCCACGGAACGCUCGCUUUGGCCUGGGCUCCGGCCGCAUCCUCCUGGACGACGUGCAGUGCCGCGGGGACGAGCCCUCCCUCCGGAUGUGCCGGCACAACGGCUGGGGCGUGCACAACUGUGGGCACAUGGAGGACGCCAGUGUCAUCUGUGCAGGGCCCAGCGUGCGGCUGUCGGGCGGCAGGAACGGCUGCGAGGGCCGCGUGGAGCUGUACGACGGCAGCUCGUGGGGGACGGUGUGUGACGACCAGUGGGACCUGCAGGAUGCCCAGGUGGUGUGCCGCCAGCUGGGCUGUGGCCAGCCCAUAGAAGCCCCACAGAACGCUCGCUUUGGCCUGGGCUCCGGCCGCAUCCUCCUGGACGACGUGCAGUGCCGCGGGGACGAGCCCUCCCUCCGGAUGUGCCGGCACAAUGGCUGGGGAAUGCACAACUGCAGGCACAGUGAGGAUGCCAGUGUCAUCUGUGCAGCCACCCAGCCAAACCCUCCUCCUCAACAGCCACUCAGUACAGGGCCCAGCGUGCGGCUGUCGGGCGGCAGGAACGGCUGCGAGGGCCGCGUGGAGCUGUACGACGGCAGCUCGUGGGGGACGGUGUGUGACGACCAGUGGGACCUGCAGGAUGCCCAGGUGGUGUGCCGCCAGCUGGGCUGUGGCCAGCCCAUAGAAGCCCCACAGAACGCUCGCUUUGGCCUGGGCUCCGGCCGCAUCCUCCUGGACGACGUGCAGUGCCGCGGGGAUGAGCCCUCCCUCCAGAUGUGCCGGCACAACGGCUGGGGCAUGCACAACUGCAUGCACAGUGAGGAUGCCAGUGUCAUCUGUGCAGCCACCCAGCCAAACCCUACUCCUCAACAGCCACUACCAACAGGGCCCAGCGUGCGGCUGUCGGACGGCAGGAACGGCUGCGAGGGCCGCGUGGAGCUGUACGACGGCAGCUCGUGGGGGACGGUGUGUGACGACCAGUGGGACCUGCAGGAUGCCCAGGUGGUGUGCCGCCAGCUGGGCUGUGGCCAGCCCAUAGAAGCCCCACAGAACGCUCGCUUUGGCCUGGGCUCGGGCCGCAUCUUCCUGGACGACGUGCAGUGCCGCGGGGACGAGCCCUCCCUCCGGAUGUGCCGGCACAACGGCUGGGGCAUGCACAACUGCAUGCACAGUGAGGAUGCCAGUGUCAUCUGUGCAGCCACCCAGCCAACUCCUCCUCCUCAACAGCCACUACCAACAGGGCCCAGCGUGCGGCUGUCGGGCGGCAGGAACGGCUGCGAGGGCCGCGUGGAGCUGUACGACGGCAGCUCAUGGGGGACGGUGUGUGACGACCAGUGGGACCUGCAGGAUGCCCAGGUGGUGUGCCGCCAGCUGGGCUGUGGCCAGCCCAUAGAAGCCCCACAGAAUGCUCGCUUUGGCCUGGGCUCCGGCCGCAUCUUCCUGGACGACGUGCAGUGCCGCGGGGACGAGCCCUCCCUCCGGAUGUGCCGGCACAACGGCUGGGGCGUGCACAACUGCGGGCACAGUGAGGAUGCCAGUGUCAUCUGUGCAGGGCCCAGCGUGCGGCUGUCGGGCGGCAGGAACGGCUGCGAGGGCCGCGUGGAGCUGUACGACGGCAGCUCGUGGGGGACGGUGUGUGACGACCAGUGGGACCUGCAGGAUGCCCAGGUGGUGUGCCGCCAGCUGGGCUGUGGCCAGCCCAUAGAAGCCCCACAGAAUGCUCGCUUUGGCCUGGGCUCGGGCCGCAUCUUCCUGGACGACGUGCAGUGCCGCGGGGACGAGCCCUCCCUCCGGAUGUGCCGGCACAACGGCUGGGGCAUGCACAACUGCGGGCACAGUGAGGAUGCCAGUGUCAUCUGUGCAGCCACCCAGCCAACUCCUCCUCCUCAACAGCCACUACCAACAGGGCCCAGCGUGCGGCUGUCGGGCGGCAGGAACGGCUGCGAGGGCCGCGUGGAGCUGUACGACGGCAGCUCGUGGGGGACGGUGUGUGACGACCAGUGGGACCUGCAGGAUGCCCAGGUGGUGUGCCGCCAGCUGGGCUGUGGCCAGCCCAUAGAAGCCCCACAGAACGCUCGCUUUGGCCUGGGCUCCGGCCGCAUCUUCCUGGACGACGUGCAGUGCCGUGGGGACGAGCCCUCCCUCCGGAUGUGCCGACACAACGGCUGGGGCAUGCACAACUGCGGGCACAGUGAGGAUGCCAGUGUCAUCUGUGCAGGCACAUACAGCUCAAGUACACUUUUGUAAGUAAAUUCUUUCCCAUUUGUUUUUGCAGCAUCUUAUUUUUGUGGUGGCUCAGUCUCAGAUUCCUCUGGGGUGCUGCAGAGUCCCAACUAUCCUGGAAAUUAUCCAAACGAUGCUGACUGUGUGUGGGAAAUACAAGUAGAGAACAAUUUCCGUGUGACGCUCACAUUUAGAGAUAUUGUGAUGCAAAGCGGGACGUGCCAGCAUGACUACAUUGAAGUCUAUGAUGGACCUCUCCAUUCUUCCCCUCUUCUUGGGAGAUUCUGUUCUGGUUCCUUUCCCACGUAUGUGUCCUCUUCAAACAUGAUGACUGUUCGCUUCCACAGUGAUUCCAGAAACUCCUUCAGAGGUUUUCAGGCUCACUACUCUUCCAUCCCAGCAGGUCACAACACCACCAUUCAAUGCUUGCCAGACUACAUGCACGUAGUGGUCAGCAGAGACUACCUCCAGUCUCAGGGCUACUCAGCACAGAGCGUCACCCUGGACGACAAUCACUGCAGACCGAUAGUCACGUCACGGGAAGUUGUAUUCAACAUUCCCUACAACAGCUGUGGGACAACACAAGAGGAGAACAGCGACACAAUCAACUACUCCAACACCAUCAGGGUCGCAUCUUCCGGGUACAUAAUCAAGAGGAAAAAGAACAUCAAUUUGCACGUCAGCUGCAAAAUGCUGAGGAAGAGCUGGCAGCAGGUGAUGUACGCUGCUGAGGACACCGUGGAUGUGAACGAGUACCAGUUUGGAAGAUACGACAUGAACAUCACCUUCUACGAUUCCGCAGCGUUCCUGCAGCAAGUGCGCAGCUCUCCCUACUACAUCGACCUCAACCAAAACCUCUACCUCCAAGCCUGUCUUCACAGCUCGGACCCAAACCUGAAGGUGGCUGUGGACACGUGUGUGGCAUCGCCUGAUCCUCGUGAUUUUAACACGCUGGCCUAUUAUUUAGUCAGGAAUGGGUGUCCUAGAGAUUCUUCCUACGCCACGUUCUACUCCCCUUCCAGCCACUUUGCUCGGUUCAAGUUUAACGCCUUCGAGUUCAUGAGCCGGCACCCGUCCGUGUACCUGAAGUGCCGGAUGCUGGUCUGCAGGCUCGGGGACUUCUCCUCCCGCUGCUACCGGGGCUGCAGCUCCAGGGCCAAGAGAGACACCAGCCCUGCUGAGGAACAUGUGGAUGUGGUGCUUGGACCCCUUCAGCUCCGAGGAGGGGAUGCUCCCAGUGGGACCACUGGGAAAGCCAAAUAAAUUUCUCUCACGUUUGCUCUAGGAUGGCCAACAGGCUUCAAGAAAAGCCACAGCUCUGUCGCCUGUCACUGAAAUCUGUGUUUGCCGACUUUGC
Molecule: messenger RNA, 7204 nt
Organism: Taeniopygia guttata (zebra finch)
Lineage: Eukaryota; Metazoa; Chordata; Aves; Passeriformes; Estrildidae
Source: RefSeq, a predicted model, not a curated record